Molecule: messenger RNA, 462 nt
Organism: Mesorhabditis belari
Lineage: Eukaryota; Metazoa; Nematoda; Chromadorea; Rhabditida; Rhabditidae
Source: the annotation of a GenBank genome assembly
AUGUCAACCGAUUUGCAAUCAAUUCUUGAUGAGCGUAUCGAUGCUGAUCAAUUGGAGAUCUUUCGCAACCAAUACGAGAUCCAAGUGCAACGAGGGCAUCCGAGUGCGGCUGCUGUUUUUGCAUAUGCGCAUGCACUCUGCAAAUCGAAAAGCACUAAUGUAAAGACAGGCGUGCUACUUUUGGAGGAAUUACUUCGAAGUGACCAUAUCGAAAUUCCGGCGAGAGAUAUCGUCUACUUUAUCGCCCUUGGAAGAGCCAGGCUUAAUGAUUACGAUCGUGCCCUUGCCGCGUUAAAUCCACUCAUCGAACAGGAGCCCGAGAAUCGACAGGCUACAAAUCUUAAACGAGCGAUCGAGGCGAAAAUGCACAAAAAUGCGAUAAUCGGCGCAGCGGUGAUCGGUGGUGGAUUGGCGGUGGUUGGCGGGUUGAUUGUUGCCGCUUUCAUCUCCAGAGGACAUCAA